Molecule: messenger RNA, 3401 nt
Organism: Oryzias latipes (Japanese medaka)
Lineage: Eukaryota; Metazoa; Chordata; Actinopteri; Beloniformes; Adrianichthyidae
Gene: mak
Product: male germ cell-associated kinase
Biological process (GO): protein phosphorylation
Molecular function (GO): protein kinase activity; ATP binding
Source: RefSeq, a predicted model, not a curated record
GAUUUAGUCGAUUUUUGUUUAGUCAGCAUGUUCCAUAGUUCCAGCUUGGCAGGAUGGAUGCGCAUAAAGCAGUAAUCAGCUCAAAUGGAUCAUCUUAUCAGUGAGGGGAUGCACAGCAACACCCAUGAUGAGGCCCAAACGGGUUAAUUUGUCAAAGCACGAUGCGAUGAAUUUAUUCAGUUAGAUAAGUAAAUAAAUAAACAUGCCAGGAGGCUUUGAACUUGGAUUCACCAAAUAUAUCCCGUUAAGUGUGGCGCAUAUAAACUUAGAUGGCUUUUUACUGCCUUAGUUUUAGCAGUUUGUAAAAACAACGACUUUUAUUCCACUGUUUAAUAAAAUGUGGUAAAACAAAUGCGGUAGACUAAAUAUUUUUUCUUCUUUUACGUGAAUGUAAUAGAUUAAGACAAAGUGUUGAACAAAUAUAAACUAAGGGCAAGACUUACAGUGUUUGAUUGUAUGACCACGUGGCGCCAUCUAAUGGUUGAAGUUGCUAAUUGCUACUGCUUAAACGAGCAUAUUGAAUAAUUGCAUUUUCUAGAAUAUUUUAAAAGCUUUAAGAAAAAAAAGAAUAGUAUGUAUCUAGUACUAGCACAUAAACUUGGUUUAAUGUCGUUUCACAUGGAAACAGACUCAAAACAACAAAUAAAAAUAGAUCCUAUAGCUGGGAUUUUACGUGAUGCAUUUUUAUGUAUUUCUUUUAUUAUUGGUCUGCACAUUAUCAUGUUUCGGGAAAACGUUAAAACCAGCGUUACAAACAUGAACAGAUUCGGAUUUCGAUUUACGCGGAGUUUAAGUUUAAGACCCAUGAUGCUUUGCGGCUGCGUGGGAGAGACUUACGCCUCGAGUCCGACGGCCAAAACAGGCGUCUCUUUGCUGUGUGCGUUUCCAUGGAGAAUUGGAGCGCACACGCCGUGGUCUUAUCGUGAGAGCUGAGCCCCUACUGUGUCCGAGUUUCUCUUUAUCAGCAGCUAUCACCUGUGGCAGACAACGGCUGAGGGAGGGAGCGACACCUCUAGCUGUUCCAUCGCUCCCUGACCUGCAUGUCAAAUGGAUUUGCUAAAAAGUUGAGUUUUAAACUCAAGUUUCAGGAGCAAAAGAGCACGAGAAAGACGGAUCUGAUCAAUGAAAAAACAUUAGGCGGCUGUUGAAAGAGAUGAUGAAUCGCUACACCACCCUGAAGCAGCUGGGUGAUGGCACCUAUGGGAGUGUGCUGAUGGGGAGAAACAACGAAUCUGGAGAAUAUGUGGCCAUUAAGAGGAUGAAGAAGAAAUUUUAUUCAUGGGAUGAGUGCAUGAACCUAAGAGAAGUGAAGUCACUGAAGAAGCUGAACCAUGCAAACGUGGUGAAACUAAAAGAGGUUAUCAGAGAGAACGAUCACCUCUACUUUGUCUUCGAGUACAUGAAGGAGAACCUGUAUCAGCUGAUGAAGGACAGAGAAAAUAAGAUGUUCUCGGAAAAUGAAAUUAGGAACAUCCUGUUUCAAGUGCUGUCUGGGUUGGCUUUUGUGCAUAAGCAUGGUUUCUUCCAUCGAGACAUGAAGCCAGAGAAUCUCUUGUGUAUGGGCCCAGAACUUGUCAAAAUAGCAGAUUUCGGACUGGCUAGAGAGAUCCGCUCCAAACCCCCAUACACAGAUUAUGUGUCAACCAGAUGGUAUCGUGCUCCAGAGGUUCUUCUCAGAUCCUCCACUUACGGCUCUCCCAUUGACUUGUGGGCUGUGGGCUGCAUCAUGGCUGAACUUUACACACUCAGGCCUCUUUUCCCAGGAAACAGUGAAAUGGAUGAGAUCUUCAAGAUCUGUCAAGUACUGGGCACGGUGAAAAAGACUGAAUGGCCAGAGGGUUACCAACUAGCAUCUGCUAUGAACUUUCGCUUCCCCCAAUGUGUGCCCACCCAUUUAAAGACCCUCAUCCCUAACGCCAGCAAUGAAGCUAUUGCCCUGAUGAAGGAUUUCCUGCAAUGGGAUCCAAAGAAAAGGCCAACUGCUGCACAGGCCCUGCGUUACCCGUACUUCCAGGUGGGUCAGGUCUUGGGACCUCGACCUCAAAGCCAGGAGCUAAAAAAGAUGCAGAACAGGUCGAUGGUCAAGAAACAGAAUUCUGAGUCUAAAACAGACCCCCUGCAGUCCUCAUCAGAGUCCAAAGCCUCCACCACUUCCUCCAGAAAUCACCAGCAGCAUCAGCCUCUUCAGCAGAUCGCCCUGCCUCAGACGGACAGUCAACCAGGAGGACUCGGCCACACGAAAGCAGCACCGGCUGACGUUGAGAACAGCAUUGGGGGCAGUGGUACUGCGCUGCUGAAAAGCGGCCGGCGCCGCUGGGGACAGUCGGCUGCCAAGACAACAGACAGCUGGGAAGAUUCUGACCAAUCAGAGUCUGCAGUCUCCAACUCUAAGAAGCCCAGCCUGGGUAAUGCAGACGAAGAUGGGAAUGUCAAAGAGCAGUGUCCUCAGCCAAAGAAGCCGAAACCUCUGUACUCCUUCAGCACCGUUACUAAGCUUCCGAGCAAUGUUAAGGUUGGUCAAAUGGAUUCCAGCCUCCCUGGGUCUGCAGCGAGGCAGCACUAUCUCAGCCAGUCCCGUUACUUACCAGGCUUGAUUGGCAAGAAUGAGACUUCUUCUGGAGAUAAGGACUUGGGUGGUAUGACACUGCGGGACCUGUGGGAGAACUCCUCAAACGCUUUAAAUAAACCAUUAGCUCCUAUUGGAAAAGGAUUACAUUUCAGCAGAGCAAACGCAGAAGAGAACUCCACUAAAUCCUCGGAUAGCACACCAGAGAAAACGAUUGUCAAAGAAAGAAUCCUGGAGAAAAUCGACUUGUCCAAAGGAAAUUUUGUGAGCACCAAGUACAACCUGUCCACCGGUUACAUCCCAUCCCUGCUGAAGAAAGAGGUGGGCUCAGUGGGACAGAGGAUCCAGCUUGCUCCCCUGGGCGGCCAGCAUACAAUCAGCCCCUCCUCUUCUUCACCUGAUAAUAAAAAAGAAAAGAAUAAAUCUGCAAAACUCAAACCCAUAUCCAACUCAUCACUCAAUGAAGCUGCUGAAGAUUUUGAAGGCUGGAGGAGGCGUGCCGACUGGAAUCAGGUGAAAGGGAACAGCUAUGCAGCUCUGGGAAAAACUUCAGGAAAUCUCCUGAGCAAAGCCCCAGCUGUCCAAACUGUGCACGGCAGGGUGGACUGGACAUCCAAGUAUGGCGGAAACCGAUAGGUCGGUGAAAACACCAAGACAAGUUCUUGUUCAAAACCUCUGACAGGGUUGGUGUGUUUUCUAAAGAUGGGUUAAAUAAAUUGCUCCAUUUUGGAAACAAUGAUUGCCAAUAACAGACAAAAAUAUAUUUGUAUGUGCUUGGACAUUCUAACAGGAAAUGAAAUGUAGCAAACUUUUUUCAGGUCAGUUGCUUUGAUUU